Messenger RNA from Dibothriocephalus latus, 400 nucleotides. NCBI's taxonomy places the organism in Eukaryota, Metazoa, Platyhelminthes, Cestoda, Diphyllobothriidea, Diphyllobothriidae. The record is from the annotation of a GenBank genome assembly.
UUUUACAAUGACAAAGGGAACAACUUCCUUCGGUAAGCGUCACAACAAGACGCACACACAGUGCCGGAGGUGUGGUAGAAAAUCUUUCCACAAUCAGAAGAAAGUGUGUGCCGCAUGCGGUUACCCUGCUGCUCGCCUGAGGAAGUAUAACUGGUCUGAGAAGGCCCGCAGAAGGAAGACUACCGGUACCGGCCGCGCUUUGCAUAUUAAGCAGCUAACCUAUACUGUCGCUUAUGCGCUUAAUUCCUAUGCCCAGGGCAAGGCGUUUGGAUUAGCUAUUGUAAACCAUGUAUGUGCAUAUCGUUACACAUUGGCCAGAAGUUUAUCCGCCGUUUUUAGUGCGAUGGCUUCCUUUGUCCAUUACUCUUUAAGGUUUUAUGUGAAAUGCAAAAUUUAUUGA